This is a messenger RNA of Drosophila eugracilis, 495 nucleotides long. RefSeq lists its product as uncharacterized. The transcript is spliced from 2 exons. The record is from RefSeq and is a predicted model, not a curated record. Bases 65 to 427 code for a protein of 120 amino acids. Lineage: Eukaryota; Metazoa; Arthropoda; Insecta; Diptera; Drosophilidae.
GACAGCCAAGACAGUGUGCCCCAGACCUCCGACGAAUCCGCUUGCCAAGCUGAAAUCCCAAGCCAUGGAUAGCCUUCAGUAUGCGGUUGAGUUUGCCCACGAUGAGAAUCUUCUAAAGAACCAGGCGAAUGUGUCUCACCUGUCGGAAUUUUUGGCCAUGCUCACCCUACAGUCAUCCGACGAACUUGAUGAAGACUUCCAUAUUUUUCAAGAGAAACUAAAGCAACUCAAACGAGAAGCCAAUUUACUGGACGCAAAUUUCGAUUCACCAGAUUAUUAUACACAAAAGGAGGAACUAAUCUUCAAGGUCGUGUGCGAAAUUAAGGGUAUUGACCAUGACAAGUGGCUUAGAGAUGAACAGGGCCUUGAGGAUGUCGCCUCGCUAAGCGAUUUCCUGCAGGAUGAAUUUGUCAGCGAAGACAACUGAUUUGUCAUUUUGAACCCUUAGAUCGAAGGUUUUAUUAAUUUUAAUAAACAUUUAUAUUUUGAAAUCUA